Molecule: messenger RNA, 924 nt
Organism: Rhipicephalus sanguineus (brown dog tick)
Lineage: Eukaryota; Metazoa; Arthropoda; Arachnida; Ixodida; Ixodidae
Exons: 5
Source: RefSeq, a predicted model, not a curated record
AUGGAAGACACCUUAGCCAAGUUCUCGGCGGUGCUCGACGGCGAUCUCACUGGACAUUCAGGCCCACCUGUGUGCAUCGACCUGGCUGAAGACGCGACACCCAAGAUUCUUGGGUGUCGCGUCGCUUUACGCGAUGUCGACUUGGGUGUCGACAACGACUUGGGUGUCGCGUCGCUUUACGCGAUGUCGACACAUUCGGUGGGUGUACUCUUCUACGGCAUCGUCAGUACCUACGGUGUUAGCCGGAAGGACGCAUCAUGGCCACUUGUGCUGAGCCAGAGCCUGUCUUUCUUGGCAGGAGGCGCUGCCGUCUCCGCCUGCUUCUUCGCUGACAGCAUCCUCUACUUAAAUAUCCUGUUUGGAAUUGUGUAUGAGUUCGCCAGCAUGUCAGUCGCGGUUAAUGCCAUAUCUUUCUCUCUAGUUGCUUUUGGGAUGUCUACGUUUCUUCUGUUGUCGGUGGAUAUUGCCGUAGACAAAGGAAUUAUGCCAUCCAGUGGCGUCUUUUUACUAAACGCUUUCGCAGUGGCUGACAUUGCGACGAGACCGCUAAGUGGUGUUGUCAUUGACUCUGGUCUUUUAACGCUAGAAAGCGUUAUGCUGCUGGGAUACGUUCUUCAGCUUCUCGCGCUCGAACUAUUCGUAUGGUUGGACGCUUUCCCGCUGCUUCUGGCUUCCUCUGUUAUAUUUGGUGUCAGUAAUGGGUCAAGAAUCACCCUGCUCCCGCCUUUUUUGGCUAAAGAAUUCGGAGUCGACCGUAUGCCCGGGUUGCUCGGCGGAGUGUCCUUCUGGAGCGGCGUGGUGCUUAUCAGCGGGCCAUUUUUGGUUGGUUACUGGAGGGACAACCUUGGAUCCUACGAUGGUAUUCUUCAUUUUGUGGCUGCACUAAACGCUGCUGUUGCGGUUAUUUGGGUUGCAAAGCUUUAU